AAAAAAAAUCACAGAUUUAAAGAAAACAAACAACACCAAGAUAUAAUAAUAGUUAAAACUAUGCCCCAUAUAUAGACACAAGCAAAACAUAAAUAGUACAUAAUCGCACUACGAUCGAGAGCAAAACCAAAACGCAGUUGGAUAAAAGGAGAGCAGAGCAAGCAAGCAAGAAGAAGCAAGCAGUGAUAAUUAUACGCAAAACCCAGAUAAAUCCAAGGAAUAUUUGAAUGCGCGACUUGUCGAUGCCCAGUGGACGCAAAGCAAAGUCCAAAUCAGAGUCGGAGUGCGAGGUGCACAAGUUCUCCGGCUACGCCGUUUAUCAUAAGCCCAGUCGGUUAUAAGCGCCACGCUUCCUCCCCCACCCCCACCCGUCGAACGGCUGCUCCAAAACGUACAACAACAUCGACAACAACAACAACAACAAAAUCAAGUCCUGCCAGCAACGCGUGUAGCCAGAAGUCUGAUAAUCAAAAAAAAUCCACAAAAAUUUUAAUGAACGGGAACGAAGCGCAUAACCAACGCCAAAUAGCCAACAAAUUUAACAAAUUGGCGCUGCCAGCAGCCGCACAAACAGCCAUAGACUAUACACACUAGCCUCUGUCCCAGAUCUACAGUACCAUAAAUCCGAGCAGAAAAAGCAAAACAACAAUCAAGAACAGCAGCAACAACCACUACAAGAUCAUAAAACCAACUAGCAGUCAUUGAGCGAGUGAGAAAGUGAGCUACUCUACUCCCAACAACUACAAUUCAAGAAUUAAUUAAUCACUAGAGCAAGAAGCAGAACAGCUACAAGAUGGCAACCGUUAAUGUAAAUCGCAGCGUUACCGAUAUCUUCUAUCGCUAUAAGAUGCCGCGGCUCCAGGCCAAGGUCGAGGGCAAGGGCAAUGGCAUUAAAACCGUGCUGGUCAACAUGGCCGAAGUGGCACGCGCCAUUGGUCGCCCGGCCACCUAUCCAACCAAGUAUUUUGGCUGUGAGCUAGGCGCCCAGACUCAAUUUGAUCAUAAGAACGAGCGCUUUAUUGUCAAUGGAUCCCAUGAUGUGAACAAGCUGCAGGAUCUACUCGAUGGCUUCAUUCGCAAAUUUGUUCUUUGCCCAGAGUGUGAUAAUCCAGAAACUAAUCUAACUGUUUCGGCUAAGAAUCAAACCAUUUCGCAAUCAUGCAAAGCCUGCGGCUUUCACGGUCUGCUUAAGGUCAAUCAUAAGGUCAAUACGUAUAUUGUCAAGAAUCCACCGUCGUUGAAUCCGGCCGCCCAGGGCUCGUCGCUAACCGAGGGCAAACGCUCGAAGCGUGUGCAGAAGCAAAAGAAUGAGAACUCCGAUGGUUCCAUGUCCAACAAUUCGAUGGCUAACAAUUCGGGCGGUGAGUCCGAUGGCGGCGGCAAUCAUGCUUGCCAAACCGAGGCGGAAAUAAGCGCCGCCAUACCGGAGAAGUCUAUGGGCGAGGAUGAGGAUGACGGCGGCUGGAGUGUGGAUGUAUCCAAGGAAGCUAUACGUGCACGCUUGCAGGAUCUGACUGAUGGGGCCAAGGGCAUGACCAUUUCGGAUGAUUACGACAAGACCGAAAAGGAGCGCAUUGAUAUCUUCUAUGAGCUGGUCAAGAGCAAGCGUGACAAGAAGCAGCUCGACGAUGUGCCCACGCACAAGGAGCUGUUGAUUGAAGCCGAACGCUUGGAUAUUGUCAACAAGGCACCGCUAGUGCUCGCCGAGCUGCUCUUCACCGAGAACAUCAUCAACGAUGUGCGCAAGAAUCGCAUCUUGUUGUUGCGCUUCACCCACAACAAUCCCAAGGCUCAGCGCUACUUGAUUGGCGGCAUUGAGCAGACGGUGGAGCUGCAUGUCCAGGCGCUCAUGGGCAAGGUGGCCGGCAUCUUUAAGAUCUUCUACGAUUUGGAUAUACUCGAUGAGAAGGUCAUCUUGGACUGGGCUCAGAAGGUGAGCAAGCGUCAUGUGUCCAAGAAGAUUGCCACCGAGAUACAUGAGAAGGUCAAGCCGUUUGUGCAGUGGCUCAAGGAUGCCGAAGAGGAGGAGUCCUCAUCCGAUGACGAUGACGAUGGCGCUGGCGAUUCGGAUGUCGAAAUUGAGUACGAUGAUCGUGCUCGCGUGGAGCCUCUCAAGGUGGCGUCCGUAUCGGCCGUUGUCGCCGGCAUCAAUAAGAAGAACGCCCUGGAUGAUGAGGAGGGCGACGAAAUUGACAUUGAUGAGAUCUAAUAGGCGGCGCAGCUCCGAAUCCACUUGCAUAGGAAGAAUUACAAAACAACAAAAAAACAAAUAAUUCGUUUCUCACACACACACACACACACAUUUUGAUUGUAAUUAAAGUUUUGCAUUAACUCUAACCAUUUUGCAAGAAAAACUAAAAUCCAAUAAACACAAAAUCUUUAAUCUUAAAAGCUGGCAUCCAACAAUAAGCGCAACUUAAUUUCAAACUUCUCAAUUGUAGUGCUACGUGCUCUUUAACACAUUUUAAUUGUUUUCUUUUCAUAUAAAUUUUAAUUAGCUUCCAACAACAACA
Drosophila busckii is the source of this 2513-nucleotide messenger RNA. It is a transcript of the gene eIF5, whose product is annotated as eukaryotic translation initiation factor 5. Lineage: Eukaryota; Metazoa; Arthropoda; Insecta; Diptera; Drosophilidae. Gene Ontology annotation, biological process: formation of cytoplasmic translation initiation complex; translational initiation; formation of translation preinitiation complex. Gene Ontology annotation, molecular function: translation initiation factor activity; eukaryotic initiation factor eIF2 binding; GDP-dissociation inhibitor activity. The transcript has 3 exons. The record is from RefSeq and is a predicted model, not a curated record. Gene Ontology annotation, cellular component: cytosol. Bases 794 to 2209 code for a protein of 471 amino acids.